AUGGCCAUGGUGGCAUUUCCAGUUGGCGCAACUAUGAUGCCUUGGGAUAGCCUGAUGCCGGCGAUGGACUCCCAACCAGUCCAACCAGGUCUGAUUGCCAUGCAGGCCAUCCCCCUGGGAAACAGGUCGGAUCUUCCACAUCUACUGGGAGGUGCUGUUUCAGCUGGCAAGGAGGAUGACACUUCUGGAGCUUCAGCGUCUGACGACUACGAAGAUCAAGACGAACAGCCGGCCUCAGGCUCCGAUCCCCGUAGUUCGAGGAGGAAACCCGAGUCCAGAAGAUUGAACCUUGGGAAGAUUCCCAUGGCUCCCGGGCGUCUGACCAAUCCGGGGAUGGCAUGGUUCAACAAGCAAACCUGUGAGCAGCUUCAACAGCAACUUUCUGAAGGUAGUGAUAUCUCCUCAGCCCUAGAGGCCUUGAUUGGUCAUGUCUGGGAUUUGUCCCGCCAUCCAGUGGGCUGCCGAUUGGUUCAGUCAGCCAUUGAAAGGAGCAGCCAGAAGCAGGCAGCCAACUUGGCGUCCGAGUUGCAGGGCCAUGUGCAAGAAGCUAUGACCUCGCCACAUGCCAACUACGUCCUACAGAAAAUUGUGACGCACCUCACCUGGCAGAGCUGUGGCUUCGUUGCUGAAGAACUCCUAGACUCAGCAUCUCAUUUUGCUCGGCAUCGCUUUGGUUGUCGCAUCUUUUGUCGUUUGAUCGAGUUCCAUGCGGAGCAAAAACCCACCUUGAUGCUAGUUGAGGAGGUCCUGCAGGAAGCAGAGGAUUUGUGUUGCCAUCCAUUUGGGCAUCACGUAGCUCAAUCGGUUCUGGAACAUGGCAUUGAUCAGCACCGUGACGUGGUGGCCGAAACCAUUGACCGCAAUCCUCUGGGCUAUGCCAGGAACCAGAAUGCCAGUUAUCUAGUGGAGAGAGUUCUCUCAUCUGGCUCCAAGUAUCAAGAGUCUCUCUUGUCUGAGCUCUCAUCUUCCCUGGUAGACCUAGCACUUUCCCGCUAUGGUUGCUAUGUAGCCAGAGCUGUGGUGGAUCAUCCAAAGACCAACAGACCUUUGGAACUGUCGAAGUUGACUGCGAUCCGCCAUGAAUUGAACAAGACCAAGCAUGGACAGUAUCUUCUGGCAGAUUUGGGUUUGGGCCAGAAGUAUGGCUCCAAAAAGCAUGUGCAUUAGUUUCAAAACAAUGCGACCAGCUUGUCUCCUUCCAAUCGCCUAAGUGGCGCUUCCGGUGGCAAAAAUUGCACAGACCAGAUACAGGGCAAAUACCGCAAUUUCAAUGCAGCUUUCCCCUGCGCACAGCAAUGCUCUCUGCGCAUGAUUGGUUCGGAAGUGGAAGGAGCUUAAACUUGUAUGACCUGUAUGUAGACAUUUUGCACUGCACUUCUGUACAGGUGGACAUGUCCGACAUGUUCCAUUGAAUUCGCAUUUUUCGGACCGCUUUCGGUCACAGAUCUGCAGUGACAGAAGCAGAAUCCUGCAACACUCUGUCAAUUUUCAGCCAAAGGGCGCUGGUAGCCAAAUUGGCUCAAAGAAACUGAGAGACCAACAAGACCAACGAGACCAACGAGACCAAGCUUGGUCG
Molecule: messenger RNA, 1576 nt
Organism: Cladocopium goreaui
Lineage: Eukaryota; Dinophyceae; Suessiales; Symbiodiniaceae
Source: the annotation of a GenBank genome assembly